AUGCAAAAUGAUUUUAAUGUCCCCCCGAGUGGACCCUUUCUCAUGACGAUGAUUGGCCCCCAAUUAAUUAUUUUCCCGCCCGAGAAGGACAAAGCAUGUGGGGUCUCCUUUCGUUUUGGUACGUUCCCCUGCAGGGUGGCCAACAGUCAUGAGGCAGCUUCUGCCACUCCUGGCACCCACUUGUGUGUGAAUUUUCCUUGUGCAUUUUUUUGCCCAUUUUUUUACCCAUUUUUUUGCCCAUUUUUUUACCCAUUUUUUUACCCAUUUUUCUUGUCCAUUUUUCUUGCCCAUUUUCCUUGCCCAUUUUCCUGGCCCAUUUCUCCCCCCCAAGCUGCACACCAGUGCAUGUGUAGCCUACCCCACGCGCGGAGACAUUUCGUGGGGCCCCCUUUGCACACGCUGUGCAGUGGACGGACGGAGUGA
Molecule: messenger RNA, 423 nt
Organism: Plasmodium vivax (malaria parasite P. vivax)
Lineage: Eukaryota; Apicomplexa; Aconoidasida; Haemosporida; Plasmodiidae
Exons: 2
Coding region: 1-423 (140 amino acids)
Source: RefSeq, a predicted model, not a curated record